This is a messenger RNA of Lathyrus sativus (Indian pea), 1707 nucleotides long. The record is from the annotation of a GenBank genome assembly. NCBI's taxonomy places the organism in Eukaryota, Viridiplantae, Streptophyta, Magnoliopsida, Fabales, Fabaceae.
AUGGCCGCACCUCAAACCCUCUCUUCUUCCCUCUCCAAACCCUCCCCUCUAUCUCCCCCUCUCAACCAUACCCGUUUCUUCCCCAAACCCACUCUCCCCUGCAUCCCCAACAACACCACAAAGCCCCUUUUCACACUUUCCUCCAAAAACCCACUUUCCGACAUCAUCAUCUCACACAAAAACCAAACAUCCCCACUAAACGACGAUGUUUUCAUUGAUGACGACAAGCCUCGUGAAGAGUGCGGCGUUGUUGGCAUAUACGGCGACUCCGAAGCUUCCCGUCUCUGUUAUUUAGCCCUACACGCUCUCCAACACCGUGGCCAAGAAGGUGCCGGAAUCGUCACCGUUAACAACAACAUCCUUCAAUCCAUCACCGGCGUUGGUCUUGUUUCCGAUGUCUUCAACGAAUCUAAGCUCGAUCAGUUACCCGGAAGUUUGGCUAUUGGCCAUGUUCGUUACUCGACUGCUGGACAAUCCAUGUUGAAAAAUGUUCAACCUUUCGUUGCUGGGUAUCGUUUUGGUUCUGUUGGCGUUGCCCAUAACGGUAAUUUGGUUAAUUAUCGCACUUUAAGAGCUAAGCUUGAAGAAAACGGUUCAAUUUUUAAUACUACUUCUGAUACUGAAGUUGUUCUUCAUUUGAUUGCAACUUCAAAGCAUAGGCCUUUUAUUUUGAGAAUUGUUGAUGCAUGUGAGAAGCUUGAAGGGGCUUAUUCUAUUGUGUUUGUUACUGAGGAUAAGCUUGUUGCUGUGAGAGAUCCUUUUGGGUUUCGACCUUUGGUUAUGGGGAGAAGAAGUAAUGGUGCUGUUGUUUUUGCUUCUGAGACUUGUGCUCUUGAUUUGAUUGAAGCUACUUAUGAGAGGGAAGUGUUCCCUGGUGAGGUUGUUGUGGUUGAUGAUAACGGGAUUCAAUCGCUUUGCCUCAUGUCUCAUCCGCAGCCGAAGCAAUGUAUCUUUGAGCAUAUUUACUUUGCUUUGCCUAAUUCUGUUGUUUUUGGUAGGUCCGUGUAUGAAUCGCGAAGACGAUUCGGUGAGGUACUUGCUACUGAGAGUCCUGUUGAUUGUGAUGUUGUGAUAGCAGUUCCUGAUUCUGGUGUUGUUGCCGCACUUGGUUAUGCUGAAAAAGCUGGUGUUCCUUUUCAACAAGGGUUGAUUAGAUCACACUAUGUAGGAAGGACUUUCAUCGAGCCGUCUCAGAAGAUUAGGGAUUUUGGUGUGAAAUUGAAGCUUUCGCCAGUCCGUGCUGUCCUUGAAGGUAAAAGGGUUGUUGUUGUUGAUGAUUCAAUUGUGAGGGGAACAACAUCCUCGAAGAUUGUGAGGUUGCUUAAAGAAGCAGGGGCAAAAGAAGUUCACAUGAGAAUCGCAUGUCCACCGAUUAUCGGUUCUUGUUAUUACGGAGUCGAUACACCUAGCUCCGAGGAGUUGAUAUCUAAUAGGAUGAGUAUUGAAGAAAUAAGGGAUUUUAUUGGAUCAGAUUCACUUGCUUUUCUUCCAAUGACUAGCUUGCAUACUAUGUUGGGGAAUGACUCUCCAAAUUUCUGUUAUGCUUGUUUCUCUGGGAAAUACCCGGUUGAACCAAGAGAGCUUAAGGUUAAGCGGGUCGGUGACUUCGUCGAUGAUGGUUUGAAUGGAAGUUUGGAACAAAUUGACGGAGGUUGGGUUCAAGCUAACCGAAAUCCAAAAGAGGUGAAUGCUUCUACUGGUGCUUGA